AUGCAGGGUCAAAAUUGGUCCGGCCCUGCAGCCGAGCCGUCCCAAAACUUCAACCCACCUCCCUUCUUCAACAAUGACGGCUCCAUGAACCAGGAGGCCAUGCACAACAUGUUCCAGGGAAAUGUGCCCAAUGACAUGGCAAACGCAGGCUUUUCGGGCUUUGACCCCGCCUCAUCCGCCAACUUCUCCCACCCGUCUCAGAUGAUGAUGCAACAGCACUCGGGCAUGGGCGACCCUUCACAGCGUUUCAACCCCAACAUGGCCCAGAACGGUAUGGACGCAGCAGCAGCCGCCUACAAUCAGAUGGCCUUCAACAACUCGAUAUCCGCACCCGCAUCUCGACGACAGUCAGAAAAGAACAACGACCCGUCGCAAUCGGAUCAGCCCAACGUCGGCAACUGGAACGGCAUGCCCAACAACAUGCAAGAUUAUAUGCAGAAUGGUGGUGCCGACAAUACUGGCAACAUGUCCAUGCGCGCUCCUACCAACAUGGACUUCCGAAACAGCAUCAACGGCUACGAAGCCGACGGGCCCAGCUCCAACAGCAGCGAAGAAUCCGCACAGGGCAAGCGCAGACGAAUGACGUUUGGAGGCGCGCCCAUCCACCCCGCCCAGAUGCAAGGCGGAAACAAGCCCUUGCUCGUGCACAACGAUACCUCCAGCAGUAGCGUCCUGAGCGAUCUCAACAACAGCAUGGGAUCCGGGCCCAUGCCUGGGUUCGGUCCAGAUGGACAGCAGCAGCAGGCCAAUUUUGUGCGUCCACCCUUCCGUCACCGUCGAUCCCGCAGCGGAUCCGAGGCGGUUGGGCCACCGGGCUUCGGACAGCGUUCUUUCAGCAGCAUGGAGCUAGGUCCGGGCGCACAGGACCUGUACGGAGGCGGAGUCGGCUACCCGCAACCGCCGCCCUUGUAUCCCGCAGGUCAACAGCAUAGCCACUCGUUUGUCGGAUCGCAGGCGCUGGCAGCCAUGGGUGGACAUGCUGCCAGCCAUCCACCCGGCCUCGGAAGUCAGAUCCUUCGCGGCGUCGAUGUCAGCGCGAGCGGCUCUUCCGCUGCCACUGAUUUCACCAAGCGCAAGGGCUGGACCGGCCGUGUGGUCGAAGAGCUGUUGGAUUUUGUCCACGUGCUGGAUCCCGAGGGAACUAUUCUCUUUGCCAGCCCCAGCGUUCAAGGGCUCACAGGCUGGAAGAGCGAAGAGCUCAAAGGGCGCAAGCUCACCGAGUUCGUCCAUCCUCAGGAUGUUGCCUCGGUCGAGCGAGAGAUCGAUCGGAUGCGAUCCAGCAAGGGCGAGCUGUUGACCUACUACCGCUUCAAGACCAAGCCCAAGACGACCAGACCGAGCAAGAAGGGCGACAAGGCGUCCAAGGAGCACGAGUCGUCCGCGGGCGAUACGGCCGAGGAGAAGGACAAGAGCAACGAGCGUCGGAGCGAGGUCGAGCACGCAGACGCAUUCACACGCGAUGGCGAUUAUAUUGUCUUUGAAGCCACGGGGCAUCCGUACUUCCCGCCAGAGCCUGCGCCUGGCGCAACAAAUGGGUCCGGCGACAGCGCGGACACCAAAGGCGAUGCGCAGGCCGGGGAAGAAGACGGCCUGACCGCGUCCAAGAGUUCCGAUGGCGAGACGCAGCAGGGUCAAAUCAAAUCGGAAAGCAUGGCGCCUAGCCUGUCUACGAACUCGAAAGCGGCGCAUCCACUCAGCCAGGAGCAGACGCUGCAGACUCCUACCAGCGAUGCCGCCAGCAGCUCCUCACGCGCACAGUUGCAAUGUUUCUUCUGCUCCGCACGCCCCUACCCCAGCAAGAACACAAGCAUGCUCGACUCGUUCCUCGAACUCAAGCUCGAGAAUGAGAAGCUGCGUUUGCUCAUUGCCGACAUGGACUUGACCGGUCCCGACAACGAGCAUGACCGCAACUCGUUCGCAGCUGCUUACCACCCUGACCUGCUCAAGCAGGAAUUGGAGAGCGACGCGAUGGCAGGCGGUUGGGCGCAUGCCGUCAACCCCAUGUUUGGCUCGGCGACGGUGGGUCCGGAUGGCCGCGUUAUGUCGACACCUUCGGGUCAACGACCCAUGCACGGCUCGCGGCAGAACUCAUUGGGAUCGCAUCCGACCAGCCCGCUCAUGCGCACCAACAGCGCGAGAGACGAGGUUCUGGCCGGCCUUGGCGUCUCUGCGGGCGACGACUCGGACGAAGAUGCGACAGCGAGUCAGAGCAAUGCCAACGGCGCAGGCGCUGACCCGAAUGCAGCCGACGAUGCUCGACGCAAGAAGAAGCCCAAGCAGGAUGACGGCGACCACGUCUGCACCGAUUGUGGUCGUGUCGACUCGCCAGAAUGGCGCAAAGGCCCUCUAGGACCCAAGACGCUGUGCAAUGCGUGCGGUCUGCGAUGGGCCAAGAAGAUCAAGCGCAAGGGCGGUGAUCCCAACUUGGCUGCUGGUUCGAUGAUGGCUCCCGGCAGCGGCGGCAUGCCACCCGGUGGUGGUGGUGUUGGCAGCGGCGGCGGAGGAAUGGGCAUGAACGUGGGUAUGGGCUCGCACAUGAUGCCUCACGGUCCACCGAUGCAGCACGGUCAUCCACACCCGUUCAACAGGGCCGACAGCGGCCAGCUUCAGGGCAUGCAGAUCGCGCCACCUGGCUCGCUUCCACCUGGCAUGAACAUGCACGGCAUGAUCAAUUCGUCUCCGAACGGCUUUGCUAGCCGCAACUCCUUCGACGAGAACCCACACCAGCAUCCGAACAACGGUCUCAACAAUAUGGGGGGCGGCGGUCAGAUGUGA
This is a messenger RNA of Kalmanozyma brasiliensis GHG001, 2775 nucleotides long. Its product is annotated as PAS fold-3. The transcript has a single exon. Gene Ontology annotation, molecular function: protein binding; zinc ion binding; sequence-specific DNA binding. Bases 1 to 2775 code for a protein of 924 amino acids. The record is from RefSeq and is a predicted model, not a curated record. Lineage: Eukaryota; Fungi; Basidiomycota; Ustilaginomycetes; Ustilaginales. Gene Ontology annotation, biological process: regulation of DNA-templated transcription.